Messenger RNA from Tripterygium wilfordii, 1377 nucleotides. RefSeq names its product AT-hook motif nuclear-localized protein 23-like. Gene Ontology annotation, cellular component: nucleus. The record is from RefSeq and is a predicted model, not a curated record. NCBI's taxonomy places the organism in Eukaryota, Viridiplantae, Streptophyta, Magnoliopsida, Celastrales, Celastraceae. The coding region runs from base 369 to 1193 and encodes 274 amino acids. Gene Ontology annotation, molecular function: minor groove of adenine-thymine-rich DNA binding; DNA-binding transcription factor activity. The transcript has a single exon.
CGUUUUAAUUAAGACUCUCUCUCCUCUCCCUCUCUCUCCUUGUUUGUCUUUGCUUCCUCUUCUUAUCAAUCCUUUCCUUUCCUUUCCUUUCCUUUCCCUUACCUCUCAGAUCUCCUUCUGUCUUUGUUUUCAAACAAAUCUAUCAUUUCUUCAACUCCCCAAAACAAAAUAUGAUUUUCUUCUCCCCACCCUCACAUUAAACAAACACACAGAAAACAAAAAACCCAGUUUUAAAUUACAGAAACUGUUUCUGUUUCCUCAUAAAAUAAUUCUGUGUCCUUUGUGGGUUUUUAUUAUUAAUUUUGUUUCUGGGUGUGGGUGUGGGUGUGGGUGUGGGUGUGGGUAGGUUUAGUGCUUUUGAUGUUGUUAUGGCUGGUUUAGAUUUAGGCAGUGCAUCUAGAUACGUUCAUCAGCUCCAAAGACCCGUUCUCCACCUCCAACACCAACCCGAAUCUGAACCCGACAACGACAAUGAAUUCUCCACCGAUCACCAAGGCUUGGACCUGGUUGCAGCCGCUGCUAACUCCAGCCACCAAGGAGACAUAGUGGGGCGCCGUCCACGUGGACGCCCGCCUGGCUCGAAGAACAAACCGAAACCGCCAGUCAUAAUAACACGCGAGAGCGCCAACACGCUCCGCGCUCACAUUCUCGAGGUGGGAAACGGUUGUGACGUGUUCGAUUGCGUGGCCAACUACGCGCGGAGGCGGCAGCGUGGUAUUUGCGUCUUGAGUGGGACCGGGACGGUAACUAACGUCAGCAUACGCCAGCCGGCCGCGGCGGGUGCGAUUGUUAGGCUCCAUGGAAGAUUCGAGAUACUUUCGCUUUCCGGAUCCUUCUUGCCUCCUCCGGCACCACCGGGGGCGACGAGUUUGACGAUAUUCUUGGCAGGAGGGCAAGGGCAGGUGGUGGGAGGGAGUGUGGUAGGGGAGCUGACGGCGGCGGGGCCGGUGAUUGUGAUUGCUGCGUCGUUCACGAAUGUGGCGUACGAGAGGCUGCCGUUGGAGGAGGAGGAGGAGCAGCAGUUGGGGAUGCAGAGCGGUGGAGGAAUGGGGAAUAACGGUGGAUUUGGGGAUGGGAGUGGAGUCGGAGGGCUGCCGUUUUUGAAUUUGCCGUUGAAUCCCGGUGCAGCGAAUGUUCAGUUGCCGGUGGAUGGAUGGGGCGGAGGGAACUCAGGUGGACGGAACCCGUUUUAAGCUAUGCGUUUGGAUGGGGUAAAAGGUGAGCCAAAAGAAUUGUUGAUGGAUUAAUUAAGGGUUUAUGUGUACUACUACUCCUUUAGCUCCUCUUCUUUGACUGAUAUGAAGUUUAAUUUAAUUAGUGUUUGCCUUUUUUUGGUGGUAUUUUAUUAUGGAAUUAAACACUAUCUUCUUCUUCUUC